This is a messenger RNA of Lodderomyces theae, 876 nucleotides long. RefSeq lists its product as uncharacterized. Lineage: Eukaryota; Fungi; Ascomycota; Pichiomycetes; Serinales; Debaryomycetaceae. The record is from RefSeq and is a predicted model, not a curated record. The coding region runs from base 1 to 876 and encodes 291 amino acids. The transcript has a single exon.
AUGGCCAUUGUGAAAAGGCUCUUCAUUAAAGCCUCCAACAAUUACGAUUCAAAUUUCCAGAUUGUUCCAGUGAAUACGAACCAACCUCUCGAAAUCAAGUCCGAUAUUGGAGUUUUCAAACUUUUGGUGAACAUUAAGCAAUUCGAUGGCUCACAGCCACACUUGUCCAACAGCUUAUACAACCAAGAGGAUAAAACCUUUCUCAACGGCGAACAAAUCGAUUUCAAUCCAGCUCCAAAGGACGAUGGGAAGGAGCCCAACUUGAGAAUCAAAAUCGAAUUCACACCGGAGGAAGACAUCAAGGGUAGCGACUUGCUCUUUGGAAACGACUUCACCUACCCCAUUAAAGACUACGUUCCUACCACCUUGAUGAACACUGGGUUAAAGUUGUUCAAUUGGUUUAUCAACGAUACUGUUAAAGGAGACGUAUACAAUGAUAAACCAUAUCUCUACGGAUUGGCGUUGAAUAGUUUCAGCUACAUUGGAGUAAAUCAACCUAGACCCAAAGGUAUCAAAAACGAAAACUCACAGCCAAUGGACUACAAGGAGGAUUUCAAAGAUAUUGUGGAACACCCACCCACAACCUCAAAUGAGAGAAAGAAACGUUUCAACACUGCCGUCAAGUGCAAUGACUUUACUUUUGACAAGGGGCAAAAGUACAGUUUCUAUUUCGAUACCGAUUUCUUGAAAUUGGCAGAUUCAAAGUACUUGGUUUCCAUUCCCAAGUUCGACUUCGAUGUGAGCAGAUACGCCAAUGACACUUUGAAUAACGUCAACUGGGUCAUAAAAGAAGGCGGGUUUGACGGAGUGGGUCUCGGAAAAUUGGGAUUGAUCAUCAACUUUGCCUUGAAGACAGAAGAGAAGGAUGAGCAAUAG